AUGCUUCGGGCCUCUUUGCGGUCUGUCUCAGGCCCUUCGCGCCGCCAUGUUUGCCUCUCCUGUAUAGCUCGCCACGGGGCGCCUAUCCUGCGCCAGUUCCAUUAUCUACCUGCGCUCCGUGUCCAUACGAGUGAGAGCAAGCCGGAAAAUGAAUCCUUUGACGCGUCGAACGAGCCUCCGUUCCAAGUACCGCGCAAUGAUCAAACCCCAGAGAAAAAGCAUGCCGAUAUUCCGGGAAAGAAACAGUCUAUGGACCUCGCUACAUGGGAUGGUUUAACUCAAUCACAAAAGCUCCAAUGGAUGCGAACGAACGAACAUGAGUAUAAGAGAUUCAGGAAUCAACAUAGAUCCCCGGAAAGGCGACGUCUGGCGCCAAGGCACACAGAGAUGCAGGCGAGAUCGUGGUGGAUGAAACAAAAAUCGAAAGGGCGAGAAUCGGCAGAGUCGGGAGAGCCACAGUCUGAGCCAGCAAAGUCUGAAGCACCGUCUGAGGCACAGUCUGAAGCUGCGUCCGAAGUACCGUCCGAAGCACCACAGUCUGAGAAAGAAGAGUUCUUGAAGACUUGGCAGUCGAAAUCGAAGUCAAAAGUAGGGAAAAACGCCCAACUUGCCCAUACGAAGCUGCUGGCAGCGAGAGAGGGAAGCGAAACCAAACAGGCGCGGGCAGCGAGGUUAAAAGGUCUAGCCGAGCGACAGGCAGCAAGAAAGGAAAAAGAAGCCAGGCUGGAGGCAGCCAGAGCACUCAAUUCCGAGAAAGCAGCAAUACCGGAAGUCGAAGUUGAUGUUGGAACGUCGGAGAGUAAAUCUCAACCCCAACCCGAGAUCUCGACAGACUCUGCAGCAGAAUCAGCAGGAUCGGAGAAGCUCGCCACGGACGCCCCUGAGGGUUCGGAAACCACGUCUCCCACUGAGCCGUCCAAGACCAAGAAAGCAUCCAAGAAAGCAGCCAAGAUACCCCAGGACAGCGGGUGUCUCUCCGCAGACAAACACUCGUUGCAACCGAUUGAUGCUCCCAUGUCCCCUGUUCCGAACGUCUCCUUUGGUCUCGACCGCGUGCUUUUCAAUCCCGGUGUCUAUCAACUACGUGACUACCGGUCUCGAGUGUACAACUUCGACCCAUAUCUAGACAAAAUCAUGCCCGUGUCCGAAUUCGACUUUGACACCCUGAAGCCGUACAUUACUUCGUCCAAAGACGUUAUCGCCCUCGAAAUGGCCGCAAAGCAGAAAAAGAAGUACUACGGCUCGUCCUCCAGCAUGACUUCCGUCCUCUCCCACUUCCAUUUCCUCCUAUCCGCUUGGCGGCCAAUCGACACUCGCCGUCUCUCCCAGGGUUUCUCAGACAACCUGCGCAGCUACACCCGUCUCCUUCGCGCGCCAACUGCCAUGUUCCUCCACUACAAGGAAAAAGAGGGCGUCUACGCCAUCGAUGCAGACAAGGAAUACGACAGCGCCAACAUUCUCAUGAACCUAGGCAAAUCCAUGGAGAAGCUCCUCACCCUGCCCAAGCAAGAAUUCGAGCGCUACCGCCGCACAAGUCAAAACAAGAUCACACCCGAAGAAGAAGAAACCGUCCCGGAGUCCUACCACUACACCGGUCUGGGUAAAUUCCUCAUGCGCUCCCAGCUCGACGCCUACGACCCCAGAUUACCGGGAACGGGCAUGUUCGACCUGAAAACGCGAGCGGUAGUCUCCAUCCGCAUGGACGCAAUGAACCACGAGCGAGGAAUGGGCUACGAAAUCAAAUCCCGCUACGGGCUCUUCGAGUCCUUCGAACGGGAGUACUUCGACAUGAUCCGCUCCGCCUUCCUCAAGUAUUCCCUGCAAGUGCGCGUCGGCCGCAUGGACGGCAUCUUCGUCGCUUACCAUAACAUCGAGCGCAUCUUCGGCUUCCAAUAUAUCAGUCUGCCGGAAAUGGACCAGUGUCUGCACGGCCAAUCGGCCACCAACCUCGGCGACAGGGAAUUCAUCCUAUCGCUAGGUCUGUGGGAGAAGAUCAUGGACAAGGCGACGAAGAAAUUCCCGAAGAAAUCACUACGCUUCCACUUCGAAACCCGCGACGGAAAAGAGCCUUAUAUGUACAUUAUCGCGCAGCCCGUUACCGACGAGGAAAUCCACGCCAUCCAGACAAAGAACCAGGACGAGAUCGAGGCUAUUCAGAAAAAGCUCUUCAACCCGGACCCGGAGCAAAAGACUGAAGCCGGAAAGGAAUCAUCCGAUGUCGACUCUGACAAACCCGUCGCCGAUCCCAUCAUGGAUUCAGAAUACGAUAAACACUCCGCCGGCCAGGAAGCCGAGAUCGACAUCGACGCAGAAGGUGAAUCCGACCUCGACGCAGAACCCUCAGCUGAACACGAAGUCGAAAUCGAAUCAGAGCUCGACCCCGAAACCCCAGCCGAAAUCGACCUAGACGCUGAAACCCACGAAUCCGAAGGCAUCGAACUAGAAGAGUACCUCGAAAACAUGUCCAAGAAAUCAUCCACCUCCCCAGAAACCGAAGUCGACACACCAGCCGAGCAAGACGAAUACUUCGAAGACCUCCUCGCCAUGACAUUGAAAAUAACCAACAAAGUCAACGGCGAGCCCGUGGAACGUCCCAAUCGUCUAGGCGCGCAGGAUAAAUGGACGGUCGACUACGAGCUCGAUGAGAUGGAUGUCAAGCGUGGAAAUGAUAUCCUGCGCAUGUGCAAGCGUAGGAGACGGUUGAUUUUCGAGCGCUCGGAGGAUGAGGAGGGCGUUAAUUCGAGGAAUAAGGAGUAUUUGGCUAGAUUGCAGAAGAUGGCGAAGCAGGGGAGGAUGCAUAGACAGAAGGAGAGGAGGAAGGAUAGACAACAGGGGAUUGUUGUCUAUGAGGAUUUGAGUGGGAGUGGGAAUUGGAAGAAGGAGAAGGGGAAGGGACCUAAUAAGAAGGUGAAGGGGUGA
Penicillium bovifimosum is the source of this 2919-nucleotide messenger RNA. RefSeq lists its product as uncharacterized. Gene Ontology annotation, biological process: mitochondrial RNA 5'-end processing. The record is from RefSeq and is a predicted model, not a curated record. Gene Ontology annotation, cellular component: mitochondrion; mitochondrial envelope. The coding region runs from base 1 to 2919 and encodes 972 amino acids. The transcript is spliced from 4 exons. Lineage: Eukaryota; Fungi; Ascomycota; Eurotiomycetes; Eurotiales; Aspergillaceae.